Messenger RNA from Amphimedon queenslandica, 733 nucleotides. RefSeq names its product ubiquitin-conjugating enzyme E2 C-like. Bases 67 to 597 code for a protein of 176 amino acids. NCBI's taxonomy places the organism in Eukaryota, Metazoa, Porifera, Demospongiae, Haplosclerida, Niphatidae. The transcript has 5 exons. The record is from RefSeq and is a predicted model, not a curated record.
GUAAAAUUCAUAGAGAAAGAGAAGAAGAGAUUUGGCGUGUAGUUUUCCCACCAGUACCUAGCAACAAUGGCAUCUCAGAACUAUCCACCGCCUAGCAACAGUCGCUCAAAAACUGUAGAUAGCGGAAUGGCAGUCAGCAAAGACGGUCACUCAGUAACAAAGAGACUGAGACAAGACCUCACUACACUGAUGCUAUCAGGAGACAAGUCAAUAUCAGCAUUCCCAGAUAAUGAUAAUUUAUUCAAUUGGAUAGCUACCAUCACAGGAGGGACUGGUACUAUUUACGAGUCUCAGUCUUACAAACUGACCAUGUCCUUUCCUGGGCGUUACCCUUACAAUCCUCCUGUUGUCAAGUUCCUCACUCCAAUAUUUCAUCCCAACGUUGAUGAAUUUGGUAACAUAUGUCUUGAUAUACUCAAAGAAAAAUGGUCGGCUUUAUUUGAUGUAAGAACAAUUUUAUUAUCAAUACAAAGUUUACUAGGAGAACCAAACAUCGAGAGCCCGUUAAAUAGUGAAGCUGCUGAUUUAUGGGAAAGACCUGAAGAAUAUAAGAGGAUUCUACAAGUAAAGUAUAGAGAAGCAUCAAAAGCAACAUAACCCAAUUGCAAAUUAAUAUUUAUUUAUGUUAUUAUUAUUAUUACUCGUCUUAUUGCAAACUGUUUUUCUCUCCUUCUGUCUCUCAUCAUAAUUCUUGUUUACAAUGUCAUUGUGUUUGUUACAGUUAUACUACCAA